CAAACAAAAACGAACUGUGCUUUCAGCUGGGAACACUGGCUUGAUAAGAACGAUCAAAACAUUCGGUCGUGUAGCUUGCUGGAGCUUGGACGCUCUUCAUUUGUGCUCUCCAACGUCGGAUCCCGCAGCAGCAUCCAGCCAGCACUUUCAAGGAUUUUCUAACCAACAGUGUGAGGCAAGCUCGAGCAGACCUAUUCCGGACCGAGCCGUCAUUCGUGUUCCAACCGUUCUGCUAGCUGCACGUGUUUGCAACUUUGCUUUGUCUUCACUAUCGCUUGCUGUACCAUCAAUUGCAAAAUAAAACUGUAUUUUUAAACAAAAUGAGCAUUCGCUCGUGGUGAUUUGAAAGUGGUCGUAAAGUGUGCUGCGAGUUAUUGGCUGGAUAAGUAGUGACGGUGAAUUCUGAAAGUGAAUCGUUUGAAAUUGGUGUGAUUACAUUAUAUAUUCCGCUGAUAAGAGCCCUCGUCUGGGCUGAUUGCCAUGCCUGCCUGCUAAUAAAGGUUUAUACACCUCCGAAUGGCGAAUGAGUGCUUACAACCAAUCAAGAGGGUGGCGUGAAUCUAAUAACCACAUUGUCACUUGAUAACAAGUUUAACGCAUGUCGAAGAUAAGAUUACCUGAAAAAGAAUAGCGUGGUGAAUAGUGUAAAUCUAAAUAAAUGUGAUACUUGAUUGCUAGCAACCAAAUUGGGAACUACUGAAUCAAAGCACGUAACAAGUCCUGCACCAGCGCACGGAAGCUUUACAUUGCAAGAACGGAACAUGCUAAGAAUGUCACAUAGCCCUCCGGCUUGCAAUUUUCACGUUCACAAUCCAAUACCUAACAGUACAUAAAGCUUUCAAAAGCAACGGAAAAAUAUCCCACUACUUCUAUUAGUGUUAUCGUUCCUGUGCAUCCCAGUUUGGUAGUCAAGAAGAAGGGAUAUCAAAGAGUAAUUCUACCAGUUGCUUGGAAUUUCUUGAAGCCCAAAUCAAUAUUUUUUGCACUUUUUUUUAUAAAUACUUAAUGUGAUUGAAAUUGGAACGUAACGAUGGAGACAGCAAAUGAAAUGGAAUAAGCAACGAGAUCAUCACAAUGAUGCAGCGUCAAUCGAUUAUGAAUCUAUUUUUAGAGCAAUAAGCAGAAGUCCAAAAUCGAUGCACUCGAAACGUGCUGGCAUAAUUUAAUAUUUUUUCCGAUUGAGGAAAAUUGUGGAGUAAAAAUCCUUGUAUUGCAACCCAACCAGAGUAGACAAUAAUGACAAUAAUAUUAGUACCUUAUAGCGAGUAGAUAUUAACGAAAGAAUUUUCUUUGGUGACAAGAAAAACUACUACUUUCCACUAUACCACAUACAAAAACAAAAGCCUCCGACGCUCAUUUUUGGUCACACUUGGACAAAAGAUUUUCAAAAGCUCUCUUUCGUUCGGCUCAACCGACAGCUUCCAUAAGCACUCAAACACAAUGGAUCUAAAGCACUCGAGCGUACCAGAAGUGACGGUAGUUGCCGAUGCAUACAUGCCCGGCAGCAAAUCCUCCGAUCUGAUAAAGCCACCCAUCAAUGGAUCAAACGCAACGCUGGACAAGCCCGCGCUGCCACCGGGGGAAUUCAAGAUGUACAAGCGACGAUGGCUGGUGCUGGCAAUUUUCGUAAUGUAUUCCGCCUCGAAUGCGCUCCAGUGGAUCCAGUACAGUAUUAUAGCGAAUAUAGUUCAAAGAUAUUAUAACAUUAGCAGCACAUGGGUGGACUGGACGUCAAUGAUCUUCAUGAUACUCUACAUUCCAUUAAUUUUCCCUGCAAGCUGGAUAUUAGAUAAACUGGGUCUGCGUAUAGCUGCAAUCAGCGGAGUGUUGGGCACAUGCCUAGGAGCAUGGAUAAAAUGUUUUUCCGUUCAACCCGAUUUGUUUUGGGUCGGUUUCAUCGGCCAGUCGAUCGUUGCGGCGUCCCAAGUGUUUAUCCUGUCACUGCCGGCCAAGGUUGCUGCCGUUUGGUUCGGACCAGACCAAGUAUCGUCAGCUUGCAGUAUCGGCGUUUUCGGCAAUCAGCUUGGAAUUGCCGUUGGCUUUUUGGUGCCACCCAUGUUGGUCCAGAACCACGAUGAUUUGAAUCUUAUUGGUGAUGACCUUCGAGUUAUGUUUUACAUCGUAGCCGGAUUUACAAGUUUGCUUGUAAUUUUGGUGCUUGUCUGUAAUUUUAAGGCGGCACCACCAACUCCUCCGUCGGCAGCCCAGGAGGCAACGCAGACACCUAAUCCCCUUCAGUCGUCACCAUUUAUUCAUUCCAUCAAACGAUUGUUGCUAAACCGAAACUACGUUCUCCUACUCAUUUCGUACGGAAUGAACGUUGGUGUAUUCUACGCUAUCUCAACCCUUCUGAAUCAGAUCGUGCUUACUCAUUAUCCUGGACACGAGGUGGAUGCCGGUCGAAUCGGUGUUUGUAUUGUUUUUGCCGGUAUGCUGGGUUCCGUUGCUUGUGGAAUCGUGCUUGAUAAGACCCAUCGAUUCAAGGAGACAACGUUGGCUGUUUACAUUUUCACCAUGAUUGGGAUGUGGAUUUACACCUUCACAUUGUCUAUCGGACACAUCUCAGUUGUCUACAUCACAUCAGCAUUACUGGGUUUCUUCAUGACUGGAUAUCUUCCGGUGGGCUUUGAAUUUGCCGCUGAAUUGACCUACCCGGAACCAGAAGGCACAUCUACAGGUCUCUUGAACGCUGCAGCUCAAGUUUUUGGUAUCGCAUUUACCAUGGCUUAUUCAGAGAUUCUCAAUGGUAGUGGAGACAUAGUUGCUAACGUGACAAUGGCUGUGAUGUUAUUAGUUGGAUCGGUUGUUACGGCAAUCAUUCGAUCUGAUUUACGGCGCCAAGCGGCCCAGAAUCCAAAUGCCUAAAAAAUUCGCUCCAAAUUUCAACAGAAAGCUAAUUUUAGGUAAAAUUUGUUCUAAACUCGUUGCAUUUCGAGAUUGGGUUUUUAAAGUGCGAGUAUAAAGAAAGGAUAAACUGUUGUUUAGAAAAUAUGACUAGUUUUGAUAUAUAUUUUAUAAGUUUAUUAAUCGAAAGUUUAGAUUAACAUGAUUAACAAAUUCCACACACUCUGAAACUUGUUCAAAUAGGAUGAACCGAGAGAAAGGAUUCAAACUCAAACCAAAAAUAAAUUAGUCGGCACCUCUCCACUGGAAUGUGCCUGAAUGCCAUAUAUCCUAUAUUCUGUGCACAUAUUUACAAUGGCGCAGAGAAAGCGAGUUGAAGUGAGACAGUCAAUUAAAUAAAACUUUAACAUUCGGUACCACCAGAUUUUAAAUUGCAUCACAUUGAUUGCUUUGAACUUUGAAGAAUUAAUAAAUAUUUAUAAAUUGGUAUUUUGUGAUGAAAACCACAUGAAAAAUCUUUAUCAUUUGAAUCACUAUGCUGAACACAAGUUGAAAGCAAUUAACUGUAUAAUAAAAUAUAUUAUCACCAUGAAAGUGGAAAAGUAUUUUAGGGUAAGUUUGUUGCUAGAUUAGUAAUACAAAGUACAAUAGUUAGUAUUAGCUGUGAUAACUUGUUAAAUUGUAAAAUGAACGUGCUAGAUUUGUAUUCAAGUAGUCGAUUGAACGAGAAAACCUCCCCAACCAGAUACCUAAUAUAGCGUAAAAUGACAAUAAAAGCCAAAAUAUGUCUAAAACAACCCAUUCAUGUUUAUAUAAUGUCACUCUUACUCGUUCUGCUGAUAUAAAAAGAUGCAAAUUAUAUUGAUGCAGUUUUUAAAAAAACAUUAUCAUAACUACAUUAUAUUGUGCAAUCCCUUAGACGAGUGCAAUAAAACAUUUUUUUACACUGCUUCAUCUGAUGAUGUUGAAAAGGGUGACAACAAUAUCCAACCUAUCCAAUGACAAUACAUGCAAUACCUUUAGAUGAUGCUUGGUAUUUAUUCAACUGAGAGUUAAUAACACAAACAAAAAACAAAAAGACUUAGAAUUUAGAUAAAAAUAACAUAAAAUAACAUUAUGAAUAAGCGCUCGUUACAGGUGGAAUUAUCUAGUCGGAAAGUUGUGAGUAAAAUUUUAAAAGCCAAUUGGUAGAAUUACAAUUCCCUACACCGAAACUGCACACAUCCAAUACACCCACUCAAACAAAGAAACAAAUGCCAAAAAUAUUUUAGAUAACGAAUGUGUUUACCAAAAUAGUGUUUAAAGAAGAACGAGAGUAGAAACUGAAUUAAUGUAAUCGAGCGACAAUAAAAAAAAAACAACAUAACAAAAAUGCAUAGCUGAGAAGAAAAUCGACCGGUAGUUGCCAUCCAUAAACGCGAAGGUGAUUUUUAAAGAAAUAUUAGGGUUCCGCUAUAACCACGCUUCCCUGUUUUUGCAUGGACAAAAUGUCAUCAAAUAGAUUCAGAUGUCAUGUCUUAAUACUAAAUCACUUGGAUUCUAGGCAAAUGUCCAGUUCUUAUGCUUGAGUGACUGUUACAAUCCAAAUACUGCAGUGUUUAAACACAUAUACUCCCAAGCUGAAACGUCGGUUGUACCUUUUCCUUGAAUUCCGACAUAUCUUAGUCGAUCUGAGAAUUACAUGUUAACCAACUUACAUUACAGUUCAAAAAGGUAUAACCAUCUUUAAGCUUGAGAGUUUAAAUACUGAAGCAUAGCUGUGUGCGUGUGAAAUAUUUCACAAUAGUAAAAUCAGGUUGGAAACUGAAUAAACAUAUAACUGAUUCCAUUCAAUCCCAUUUGAACAAGACAUAACAAUAUCAAACAACAAGUAAACGUGAAAUUCUUCGCAUGAGCAAUACAAAUAAAAUUUAAAACGCAUUUCACGGUA
This is a messenger RNA of Culex quinquefasciatus (southern house mosquito), 4774 nucleotides long. Its product is annotated as feline leukemia virus subgroup C receptor-related protein 1. The transcript is spliced from 11 exons. The coding region runs from base 1441 to 2865 and encodes 474 amino acids. Gene Ontology annotation, cellular component: membrane. Gene Ontology annotation, biological process: transmembrane transport; heme export. The record is from RefSeq and is a predicted model, not a curated record. Gene Ontology annotation, molecular function: heme binding; heme transmembrane transporter activity. NCBI's taxonomy places the organism in Eukaryota, Metazoa, Arthropoda, Insecta, Diptera, Culicidae.